Molecule: messenger RNA, 339 nt
Organism: Cooperia oncophora
Lineage: Eukaryota; Metazoa; Nematoda; Chromadorea; Rhabditida; Trichostrongylidae
Source: the annotation of a GenBank genome assembly
AUGUUGGCCUUGUGGCAGUACAUUAAUGACUGGACCAAUUGUUUUCGUGGUUUUGAUCUCGACAAUAGCGGUAAUAUCGACAAACAAGAACUUCAAAACGCCUUGUCUCGAUUUGGUUACCGCCUUUCGGAUCAGUUUUACAACAUACUGAUGAUGAAAUUCGAUCGAACACAUACUGGACACAUCAAUUUUGACGAUUUUAUCCAAUUAUGUGUCGUAUUACAAACCCUCACCGCUGCCUUCAGGGACAAGGAUGCUGACCGCGACGGCGUCAUAACGAUACGAUACGAGGAAUUCCUUACAAUGACUACUGGUAUCAUAUUGAGAAUGACUGGUUAG